AGGACGAAAUACAGGAUGAACACUAUCUUCCCUCUUGCCACGAUACUACAGAACAAUCCAUCGCGCAUAAAAGGCAAUUUGAGUCCAUCUAGACCAUGCAUGUCUUGGCCGGAAAGCCUGCAAAUGCGCUUAAUAACACCUUAGCGCUCCUCCACGGGCAAAACCGCCGCUAAGACUUGACGAAGGAUCCUUAGCUCGAGGUUUAUAUAGAAUAGGAAAGUGGCUGGGUCACAUCCUCGGGCCUUCUAAGAUGAUGCAUGCCCUGACGGCGGGCGAUGAGUGUGGAGAUAGUCACGGUCAAUUCAUGGAGACGCUUGGCGUGGGGAGAUCGGUCCGACAGGUUCCUGGAUUUGGGAUGAGAUGCCAUUUAGGGGAUGUUGGCGUUCGGUAGUGAGAGACGGCGUGGUUUGGCACGGUAAUUCGCCGAGAGUUGUUGUGAGGCAUCGUGAGAAGAAAGUGCUGCGAUGGGCCUUGUUUUGCCCACGAUUACGCGCAGAGGACAUUUGUGACCGUCCGAGCCCAAUCUACUAAGCCAGGGGUAUACAGGGUUUCAUGCCUCCGACUUGGCCUUUUAAGGGUGAGCGCCAGGCGUCAGCCACCAACUGAAGCCGUGCGAUCCGCGCCUCUGCCGCGCCAAGCUUCCUUACCAAGGCUUCCAAAAGAGAGUGCUACCCCGUUGACAGCACCAGAUCCUUUGAAAAGGGGGAUCGGCGAAUGGAGAAGCCGCAAAUCCGCACGUAGCUCUCAUUAAGCUUACUGUGGAGAUGUUCUUUGUGGGGACGCCUCAACGGGAGUGGUUGCUAAAUUUACGGUAUUCCUUGAACGGUGCUUAUAGCAUGUCAAAGUGAUUGUCCUCACGGCCCGAACAUCAGCCUGCUCGAAGUAUAAAGGCAUGGUGAUCGCCAUGAAGAUCUGCUUCUUUGCCAGAGCAGCUGCAUUCUUAUCAGUCUCAGUCAACUCCGUUCAAACAAACGUCAAUCCAUCAUUAUGGCUUCCUCCCUCAUGAAGGCUGCGGCCGCAGCUGUCCUCUUCAGCGCCCCCGCCCUCGCUGGCCUCGGAAAGCCAACGCUCUUCAGCGAUGGUCUGUCUCCCCAUGUCGACUCUGUCUUCUGGGAGCACCUUACCCCAACCCAGAGCACCUGGGACAGGUGGGGAUGGGGAUGGAUCCCACAGACGUGCCUCAACCACGCCAACGACAACAAUGUCAGCCCAUACGACAUGGAGAUCUACAACGUUCACUACACCGACUGCGGAAGUGCGUUCGUCUUCUGCCGUCACAACGCUGCCAACCUUGGCAUAAUCGACAUGAUUGACCUGUUCGGCCGCCUGCCCAUCCACGAGCGUCAGUACAUCACCAACGUAAUUGCUGUUCCAGGUGGUGGCUCUGCCUACGAGACCUCCGCCAUCGUUGUCUUCCAGGGCCCCGUCGGCACCCCAUCCGUCUUCCAGCACGAGGUCGGCCACGCUGUCGAUGCCUACCACAACAGCGUCGGAUCCAGCGAGACCUCUCUCUUCAAGGAUGCCAUCAACGCCGACUCCUGCGUUCCCGAUGACUACUCCAACUCCAGCAACGCCGAGGACUACACCCAAGUCAGCGUUCUCGCUCUCUACGAGAUCGUCAACCCCGGCGGCCUCGACCCAAUCGGCAACUGGCGCUGCCUGGAGAGGCAAAAGAACGCCGUCAACCAGCUCCAGGGUGAUGCUAUGAUCCCCGGUGGCACCUGCAACUUCCGCUGGGCCGACGCUGCCAUCGUCAGCAUGGGUCCCGCCACCGGCAACGGCAAGCGCGCCGUUGGCGCCAAGCCGACCCCUAACUUGGUCGCUGGCCAGCCCGGUGUCAAGGAGCUGCCAUUCGAGCACACCAGCAAGGUCACCCAGUACAAGAACCUCCACUUCAACGAGGCUGAGUCCGCCAAGGCCUCCAACUUCGCUGUUGAGAGGAGGCAGGUUGCCUUCCGCGGUUAGAUAGCUGCGGAGCGGGUUUGGAUGAACGUAUUUGGACACUGUAUGUAGUACUUACUGUAUUCAGCUUGAAUGACUUGUUGCC
Pseudogymnoascus verrucosus is the source of this 2047-nucleotide messenger RNA. RefSeq lists its product as uncharacterized. The transcript has 3 exons. The coding region runs from base 988 to 1965 and encodes 325 amino acids. The record is from RefSeq and is a predicted model, not a curated record. Lineage: Eukaryota; Fungi; Ascomycota; Leotiomycetes; Thelebolales; Thelebolaceae.